Solanum verrucosum is the source of this 1033-nucleotide messenger RNA. Its product is annotated as cytosolic sulfotransferase 15. The transcript has a single exon. Lineage: Eukaryota; Viridiplantae; Streptophyta; Magnoliopsida; Solanales; Solanaceae. Gene Ontology annotation, cellular component: cytoplasm. The record is from RefSeq and is a predicted model, not a curated record. Gene Ontology annotation, biological process: sulfation. Gene Ontology annotation, molecular function: sulfotransferase activity. The coding region runs from base 1 to 1017 and encodes 338 amino acids.
AUGACAGGCACCACACAUAUCUUCAACAGCCAAUCGAUCACUGGAAAACCAAAACAACAAGAAACUCUAAGUGAAGAAGAGCUUGAUGAGUUUCUUACUUCUCUACCCAAAGAAAAAGGAUGGAGAACACCCAAUUUGUUCCUCUUCCAAGGCUUCUGGUGUCAACCCAAGGAAAUCCGAGCCAUAAUUUCUAUACAAAAUCAUUUUAUAGCUCAAGAUACCGACGUGAUACUCGCCACCAUACCAAAAUCCGGCACCACUUGGCUAAAAGCACUCACAUUCGCCAUUGUUAACCGGAACAACUUCAAUGUUAACCAUAACCACCCUUUGCUCACUCACAAUCCUCAUGAACUCGUACCCUUCCUCGAGUACAAACUUUACGCUGAUUCUAACCGCCUCCCUGAUCUCUCCCUCCUUCCUUCUCCGAGGAUUGUCGCUACCCACGUACCUUUCGGUGCAUUACCCGAUUCGAUUAAGACCUCAAAUUGCAAAAUUAUUUACAUUUGCAGGAACCCUUUUGAUACCUUUGUAUCAAUUUGGCAUUACCUUUGCAAAAUCAGGCCUGAAUCUCUGGGUCCUCUUCCAAUUGAGGAAGCGUUCGAUUUGUAUUGCAGAGGAGUUACAGGGUAUGGUCCUUACUGGGACCAUAUGUUGAGUUACUGGAGAGAAACUGCACCAAACAAGGUGUUGUUCUUGAAAUAUGAAGAGAUGAAAGUAGAUGCAUGUAAUCAAUUGAAGAAAUUAGGCGAGUUUUUGGGGUUCCCUUUUACAGAGGAAGAGGAAAAAGAAGGAGUAAUUGAAGAUAUCUUAAAUCUUUGUAGUUUCCAGAACAUGAAAGAUUUAGAGGUGAAUAAGCAAGGGAAAGGAGCAAUUUCAGACUUUGAAAACAGAGAUUUGUUCAGGAAAGGUGAGAUUGGGGAUUGGAGGAAUUAUUUUACACCUUCCAUGUUUGAGAGACUUUCCAAUGUUAUGGAUGAGAAAUUAGAAGGCUCAGGGAUUACCUUCACAGUCAGUUGACUGUACAAAUCAAGGC